Messenger RNA from Vigna unguiculata (cowpea), 1239 nucleotides. Its product is annotated as inorganic pyrophosphatase 2-like. Lineage: Eukaryota; Viridiplantae; Streptophyta; Magnoliopsida; Fabales; Fabaceae. The record is from RefSeq and is a predicted model, not a curated record. Gene Ontology annotation, molecular function: phosphatase activity.
CCAUAUUUGCUACCACGAAGUAUCCCAAUAAUAUUCCUUCGGAAUCAAAGAUUCCUUUUUUUCUUCUUCUUUUCACUCUAUAAAUACCCUUUUUCUCUUCCCAAUCAAAACCAAGCCAAGAACCACUGAUCUUGAGAGCAAUUCAUACACACCCAAAAGAGCCUUAUUUUUGAAAAAAAAAAGGUUUUUUUAUUUUUCUUUCCCAUUCCCAGAACAGAGAUUAUGUCUGGAAUCGUGGUUGUUUUCGACUUUGACAAGACCAUUGUCGAUGUCGACAGCGACAACUGGGUCAUCGACGAAUUGGGUUUCACCGAUUUGUUCAACCAGCUUCUUCCCACCAUGCCUUGGAACACUCUCAUGGACACAAUGAUGAUGGAGCUUCAUUCAAAGGGUAAAACCAUUAACGACAUUGAAGAGGUUCUGCAGAAGAUUCCCUUGCACCCAAGAGUGAUACCUGCGAUUAAAGCAGCUCAUGAUUCAGGAUGUGAUUUGAGGAUUGUGAGUGAUGCAAACACGUUUUUCAUUGAGACUAUUUUGAAGCAUUUGGGAAUCAGAGAGUAUUUCUCAGAAAUCAAUACGAACCCCGGGUAUGUGAACGAAGAAGGAAGGUUAAGGAUUCUGCCUUACCAUGACUUCAACAAAGCUUCCCAUGGCUGCAGUUUGUGCCCUCCAAACAUGUGCAAGGGUUUAGUGAUAGAGAGGAUCCAAGAUUCAAUAUCAGAAGAGAAUAAGAGGUUCAUCUAUCUUGGAGAUGGCGUUGGAGACUAUUGCCCAAGUUUGAGGCUGAAAGAGAAGGACUUUAUGAUGCCAAGGAAGAACUUUCCGGUGUGGGACUUGAUAUGCAAAGACCCUUCACUUGUUAAGGCUGAGAUUCAUGGGUGGAGUGAUGGAGAAGAACUUGAGCAAGUUUUGGUGUACUUGAUCAACAAAAUAUCAACGGACCAGAAUUCUCCCUUCAUUUCCUCUGAUUGCAAGCUUCAGACUCUGUCAGUUUCUGCUAUGGAGGCUUUGCCCAAAGUUCUACCAGUUCGGCCAUAGACAGUUCUUAGUUUUAGUGUUUGAGAAAAAUGUAUCAUAAUAACUUUAAGGUUUUUUGUUUUUUCGUUUUUCCUUUGAUUAACCUUCACCAAAAACUACACUAAAAAGUUGUUAAUGUUGGAACUGGUCUAAGUGUGGACCACAAUAAUUUCUGUCAAAUACCAAUACCUGUUUUCUGAAACAUCUUUGGGAUUUUUUUUA